UUGCUGGGUCGAACUUAAAUUCGCCAAGCAUCGCAGCACCAUGCAGGUCACGCAGACCGACGCCGAGCACGCGACGGCCCGCGACGCGUUCGUGCUCAUGUCGACGCUGCUGAGCCCCGUCGUGCCUGCGCCAUACCUCGAGCUCUGCAGCAACAUCCUCCAGGAGCGCCACCUCCGCGAUGUCUUUGAGGAGCGGGCGGUCCAGCUCCGCUGCGGCCUGCCCACGUGCAGCUCGACGCUCGCCAAAAAGAAGCCACAGAAGUACCGCAUCUCGGUGGCGCGGCGAGAGGUGUAUAGCGCCCGCGAAGAGCAGCAGUUUUGCUCCGAGACGUGCUUGAAGGAAGCCCGAUCGUUCCUGGCGCUGCUGCCGGUGAAGCCGGUGCAAAUGCUACCGACGAUCCACCAAGUCUUUGGCACGUCCAAGCCCAACCCGUUGGACUACCGGGAGGGCGCGCGUGCACCAAUUUCCGUGGCAUCGGUGGCCAAGCCCAAGCGCGCGCAGCCCAAGGUCGUGUGGUCCAAGCAGCCGGGCAUGGGCGUCGUCGAGCGGCCGAGCCAGAAGCCGAUCACGAUCAUCGAGAACAAGGCGCCGGCCGGGCCAUCGCGCGAGUUUCCCAAGGAAGAGCACGCCAUCUUGAUUGAAGGUUUCGUGUUUCCAGGCCACAAGGCCAAAAAGGCCACGAAACUGGCCAAGAAGAUGAAGCAAGAGACAGCGCCAGCCACGACCGAGGACGGGAAUGAGAAUGAAAGCGACUAUUCGUCCGAGUCGGACUCGGGCACGGACUCGGAGAUGGACAUCCUCGGCGCCGACGACGACUCGUCGGACGACAGCGAUGGCAACACGGACGUAUACAGCGCCGCCGACCUCCCGCUCUUUGCGACCAUGUGGAUGAAGAUCUCGGAGAUGGUGACGCCAGAGACGCUUUCGGUUGUCGCGGGCUGGCACCAGCGGUCGAUCCCUGUGACGGUCGAGGUGCGUCCGAUCUCGGGACCGGAAGAAGACCGCGCGCACCACUUUGGCGCGUUCUUGUUGCGGCAAAUGCCGUCGAUCAGCGCGCUCUCGGGGCUGCCGUGCGACCGGCGCAUCCAGGGGCUGCUGCAGGACCUCUUGCACACGUUCCAGCUGCUUCGGCCCGUCGAGGCCAAGGAAAAAAGCGAGUGGAAUGCCAUGUGCUUUCUCUUCUUGCUCGUGUGCCACAAGUGCACGCCCGACACGCUGCGCUCGCUGCCGACCCUGGCGACGACGCUGGCGCAGUGUCGCCUCGAUGUGGCCGAGAUGCAGCAGCUCGUGAGCAUCUUUUACAACACGGACGCCUUCGAGACCAUGGUGCUCGCGGACGAGAUGGACAAACCGAUGGAAGUGACGCCGCGCGUGACCGCGACCAAGGGCGUCUCGAAGAAGCAGUGCCGCAAGUGCCGCCGCGCAACCGACGUGUGCAUCUGCAGCACGCGUCUGCGCGAGGAAUCCGAGUUUUCCGACGCCGACGUCGCACGCAUGCUGCAGGAAUCGCUGCAGAUCCAAGACAUGUCGGCGUUUGGCACGACCAAUGGCGCCGACGAGAUGGAAGACGCCAGCAUGAGCUCAUAAUUGCGUUUCAUGCAAAAAUGUCUCGAAUUGCUCGACACUAU
Molecule: messenger RNA, 1629 nt
Organism: Saprolegnia parasitica CBS 223.65
Lineage: Eukaryota; Oomycota; Saprolegniomycetes; Saprolegniales; Saprolegniaceae
Exons: 6
Coding region: 41-1588 (515 amino acids)
Cellular component (GO): cytoplasm; nucleus
Molecular function (GO): RNA polymerase II CTD heptapeptide repeat phosphatase activity; RNA polymerase core enzyme binding
Source: RefSeq, a predicted model, not a curated record